Closterium sp. NIES-65 is the source of this 690-nucleotide messenger RNA. The record is from the annotation of a GenBank genome assembly. Lineage: Eukaryota; Viridiplantae; Streptophyta; Zygnematophyceae; Desmidiales; Closteriaceae.
AUGGAAGCGGGGCCAGGUGCCAGUGCCGUGGGGCCGUUUGGAUCCUGGGAUGCGUCCCAAAUCAUGGGUUUGAAAAUCCCUACUCCCAAUUCUGGCCAUGAAUUCCUGGAGUCGCUUAUCGGCUCUCCCAGCGAAGGCCCCACCGCACCCUUCGCCCGCGCCGUCAGUGCUGCCGCCGCCACCAGCGCGAGCGCGAGGGCGAGGAGGCCGUUGAAAGCGGCGGGAGGAUUUGGGGAGGCGAGAGGGAGGCGGCGAGUGAUGGCGAGGAGCGAUGGCAGGGGGUUGGUUGAGAGGGUGGCUGUGAUGGGCGUGGUGGCGGUGAUGACGAUGGUGGGGAGCGACGAGGGCCUCACGAAGGGCGGUUGGGCGCAGCGCUGCUUCUGGCGCAGCAGCGGCUGCAGCCGUGGCUUCCUCCCCAUCAUGAUGGCGCACGCUGUUCCCCUUGACCCCACCCAGUGGCCAGGGCUGCGAGACAUGAAGGCGCAGUGGAGCAGUAUAACUCCGAGCAUUACCGACACGUGGGUGGAGGACGCUGACUGCAGCAAUUACAAUAACGUCCACUGCAACGCUGCUGGCUUCGUGACACAACUAGACUUAACUAACAGAAGACUUACAGGCUCGCUUCCCGGCACCAUUGGUGUCUUCGUCAAUCUUCAAUACUUCUACGAGACCUUCUGGGUGGCUUAUUGA